Molecule: messenger RNA, 717 nt
Organism: Eruca vesicaria subsp. sativa (arugula)
Lineage: Eukaryota; Viridiplantae; Streptophyta; Magnoliopsida; Brassicales; Brassicaceae
Source: the annotation of a GenBank genome assembly
AUGGCGCCUAGAAAAUCAAAGAAAGUGGUUUCUGUGACUAAGAAGAAGAAAGUAGUAGAGGAAACAAUCAAAGUAACCGUCACGGACGGAGUUCCAAAUGUCACCACCGAGACCGACACACAAGAGACGCAAGAACUAGAGACACAGGAUCUAGAAACACAAGAUCUAGAGACACAGGAUCUAGAAACACAAGAUCUAGAGACACAGGAUUUGACGUUUUCGAUUCCCAUAGAAGGAGAAAACGUUACUAGAGUUGAGAUUCCGGUGGAUGUUGAAGAUGAUGGGUCCCCUAAGCCGCCUGAAACCCCUGCUCCAGCAAGUGAAGUCCCCGUGAAGGAAGAGACCAACAAGGUUGAGAAGAAGCAGGGGAAGACGAAGAAGAAGAUGUUAAAGACGAGGAGGAAGAAGAACAGGUCUGAUGUAACGGGAGAUGAAUACAAGAGAUAUGUGUACAAGGUGAUGAAACAGGUGCAUCCGGAUUUAGGAAUAUCGUCCAAGGCUAUGACGGUGAUUAACAUGUUCAUGGGAGAUAUGUUCGAGAGAAUAGCGGUGGAAGCGGCCAAGUUGAACGAUUAUUCAAAGCGGAGGACGUUGUCUUCGAGGGAGAUCGAAGCAGCGGUGAGGCUAGUUUUGCCUGGUGAACUUAGCCGACAUGCCGUCGCUGAAGGCUCCAAAGCCAUUAGUAGCUUUGUUGCGUAUGAUGCUAAGAAGCGUUAG